Molecule: messenger RNA, 876 nt
Organism: Oldenlandia corymbosa var. corymbosa
Lineage: Eukaryota; Viridiplantae; Streptophyta; Magnoliopsida; Gentianales; Rubiaceae
Source: the annotation of a GenBank genome assembly
AUGAAGGGCUUGCUAAGUACAUUUGAUGUGACUCAAACUGCAAAGCGAACACGUGAGAAUAUAGCCGACAAAGCAAAAGAUAUGAAAGAUAGUGGUGAUUCGACCACUAAUUCACUCAUCUCAGAGCUCGGUCGUGAUCUCUCAAUGGAGUACUUAGCGUGCUGUCCAGGUUUCAAGUCCGUUAUCUUUGGUGGAGAAGAGCUUUAUAAGCUACGGAGGCAGUUAGGCAUCGUUGAGCAUUGGGUUUACUUCUCAUGUAAUCGCGCAGAAUGGGAGGCCUUUGAUACAGUUGGGUAUAAAUUUAGGAGUUUACCACCCAUUCUAGCCAGUGAAUGUUUCAAGUGCUGUGACAUGGAGUCGCUAGCUGUGGCUACCAAACUUCUCGUCUUCGGUAGGGAAGUCCAAUCACUUAGUGUUUACAAGUAUAGUGUAGUAACGGACUCAUGGGUGUAUGUAGUGACUCCAAACACCCCAAGAUGCCUAUUUGCCUCUGGCAACCACAACGAGAUUGCUAUCGUGGCUGGUGGUUGUGAUUCAAAAGGGAAGAUUCUAGGCUCUGCAGAAAUGUAUAAAUCGAAUACAGGAAUGUGGCAACCUCUCCCGAGCCUAAAUACACCAAGAAAAUUGUGUUCAGGUGUAGACGGUGAAGUUGGUAACCCGAAGGUGCUUACAUCCGGCGAGGUAUUUGAUAUGAAGACCAAUGUUUGGGUGGAAAUUCUGAACAUGCUUCCUGGACACAUUGUAGAAGGAGUUGAUGAGAAUGCUCUUGCAGCCACGAGGUCGCCUCUUUUACUUGCUGUUGUGAAGAAUGCGUUAUACGCGGCAUAUCAUGAGGAAAUGCUUUUGAAGAAAUACAACAAGAGCCUCAAUAUUUAG